AUGAGUGGCCAAACAGUGCACGGAGUGAGGAGCCGAUCGGUACGGUGGGUUUCGGGCAGUGGUCUACGGCACGCCCUGCUGCCGCUGCUGCUGCUGCUGGUACUGGUUUACGGUGAUUUAUGCUCGGCGUCGGGUGGUGGGGCGCACCAUCGGUGGGACCAUCUGGUGGACUUUGACCCGAACUAUCGGCUCCUGUGGACGGUCGGGCCGCAGGACAUCACGCUCGAGAUACAGGCCCGCACUCUGGGCUACGUCGGCGUCGGCUUCUCCAAGGAUGGCACCCUGUCCGGGGCCGAUCUGGCGAUCGGGUGGAUCGAGCAGGGCCAUGUCUACCUGCAGGACCGUCACGUGCGACCGGAUAGUGACGGCGAACCGGUCGUGGACGCCUCCCAGGACUACACGCUGCUGCUGGGCUACGAGAACAUGACGCACACCGUGAUUAGAUUUAAGCGCAAUCUGGAUACCUGUGAUAUGAAGGACGACUUCCCGAUAACGAACGACACAAUGCGCGUCAUUUUCAUGUACUCGAAGGAGAAGCCCCGAAAGGGAUCGCCCACGGCCACCACGUUACCGCAGCCGCUGGUCGCCUUCAAAGGAUCCCGGUCGCUGUUUCUCACGCAGCGCUCGAGCCAGGACGAGCUGACGAACUCGCCGGCCAUCGACGUGCUGGAGCUGCGCAACGAGGACGUCGAGCUGCCGGAAAGUGACGAGAGCCUGUACUGGUGCAAAAUCUUCAAGCUCGACGACUUCGUCCAGAAGCACCACUUGGUCCGGUACGAACCCGUCUUCGACUCGAGCACGAGCGUGCUGUACCUAAACCACAUCAUCCUGUACGAGUGCCAGGGCCUGUCCAAGGAGCUGGAGCAGCUGUCCCGCCAGCGCGGCCAACCGUGCUUCCGGCUGCAGCCGAUGCACUGCAACACGGUCGUGGCUAAUUGGGCCCGUGGAUCCGACGGCUUUACGUUCCCGGACGAGGCGGGCUACCCGCUCGAGUCGCACCAGGCCACGUACUACAUGCUGGAGACGCACUACAACUAUCCGGACUACACGUACGACUUCUCGCCGUUCUAUCGCAAGAAUCUCAGCAAGCAGCAGCAGAACAUGAACAUCAAUUCACGCGACGAUUCCCGGGAACCGGCACCGCCGACCGGGGCGGACAGUGCUCCCGGGGACGGCGAAGGCGACGGCGAAGACAGCGACGACGGUAUCAUGAUGGAGCAACAGAUGGUUGACAAUUCGGGACUGAAGCUGUUCUACACGCGCAAGCUGCGCCCGUACGAUGCCGGUGUCCUGUCGGUCGGGCUGGACCCAAACUGGCGGCACAUCAUUCCGCCGCGCCAGGAGAAGGUCGUCUCCGAAGGUCACUGCGUGGGAAGCUGCACCCAGCGGGCGAUUCCGCGCGACGGCAUCAACAUCUUCGCGGUCAUGAGCCGAACGCACCUGAUCGGACGGCAGGUUAAGCUGCGGCAGAUCCGUGGACACACCGAGCUGCAGCCGAUCAUGCACGACAACAACAUUGACCCCAGCUACCAGGACUACCGGCGGUUGGUCGACCCGGCGCAGGUCCUGCCCGGCGACAGCCUCGUGGCGGAGUGUAUCUAUGACAGCUCGUCCCGCAAAUCCAUCACACUCGGUGGCAUGACGACCCGGGAGGAAAUAUGUCUCAUUCUGACACUGUACUACCCUCGUCAGCGGGAACUGACGUCCUGCCAUUCGCUGCCGAGUCUGCCGACGGUCCUGCACUCGCUGGGCAUCGAGGAGUUGGCUUCCGGCACCAACCCGGUCGUGAUAGCAUCACCGUCGGAGCUGGCCGGCAUGACGCUCGAACGGCGCCUGACGUCGUACGAUUGGGAGAAUCAGUUCGAAAGCUUCCAGGACGCCACCCGACGGGGCUCGUUUAAGCCACUCUGCUGGACACCGACCAACACGAUGCUACCGGGCAUCGAAGCGGAAGCAUUCGGGAGCAACAUAACGCGCGCCUGGAAACCGCUGGACAAGUGCCGGAACGUGCACACCAACCUGGUCACUGACGCGGGCCCGAACAUGAUCGACAUGCCGGCGAUGGACGAUCACGAGUCGACCAACAUGAUCGACGUGGACCUGAAGGCGAAGAUGUCGCGCAGCGGCCAGCAGACACCGCCCACGACCAACCAUCGGCAGGUGGGGCGCAGCUCGGCUGCCACCGUCCUCCACUCGACCGUGCUGCUCUCGGUGACCGCCCUGGUGCUCGGUGGUGGUAGCUGGGGAUGGCAGUAAGCCUGCCCGACGUCCGUGUAAUAUACAGAGUCGGCACCCGGGAUGUGCCACAACGUAUUAAGAAAGCAAUAAGUGACACACCGGCACAGACACGGCACUCUGCCCCUUUCUCUCUGCACUCUCAUCACACGGUGCAAUAAAAGCUGCUCCCGUACCCGAACCGAGUCCGGAACCGGAAACUCAUUACAGAGCG
Messenger RNA from Anopheles cruzii, 2449 nucleotides. Its product is annotated as MOXD1 homolog 2-like. Lineage: Eukaryota; Metazoa; Arthropoda; Insecta; Diptera; Culicidae. Gene Ontology annotation, molecular function: copper ion binding; dopamine beta-monooxygenase activity. Gene Ontology annotation, cellular component: secretory granule membrane. The transcript has 9 exons. The record is from RefSeq and is a predicted model, not a curated record. Gene Ontology annotation, biological process: norepinephrine biosynthetic process; dopamine catabolic process; octopamine biosynthetic process. The coding region runs from base 1 to 2256 and encodes 751 amino acids.